Chlorocebus sabaeus (green monkey) is the source of this 4443-nucleotide messenger RNA. The record is from RefSeq and is a predicted model, not a curated record. Lineage: Eukaryota; Metazoa; Chordata; Mammalia; Primates; Cercopithecidae.
UGCUGCCGCCCCCGGUCCGGUGGCCCGACCUGCGCCGCCCGUGGCUCUCUUGUGUCUCUCGCCGUCUUCAGCCUCAGUCUUUCUCUGUCUCUCUCUCUCUGUUUCUCUCCCUGUCCCCCUCGGCCGCUCCUCCGAGAUGACGCCGGGGUCGGUGCCCCGGGCCUGCCCUCUCCCCUGGCUCCAGGGCUAGGCGGGACUGAGGCCUGCCCCAGACAGACGGACCCGCGGACCCACAGACCCCGCGCCCAGGAGAGGAGCCGCGCCGCCUGCCGCUGGCAGCCCGUCACCAUGGACCCUCCACCCCUCGACACAGCUGUCCAGCAUGCCCUGGCAGGCCUCUAUCCUCCUUUCGAGGCCACAGCACCCACCGUCCUGGGUCAGGUGUUCCGUCUCCUGGACUCUGACUUCCAGGGGGAUGGACUGAGCUUCCUUCUGGAUUUCCUGAUCCCUGCCAAGCGCCUGUGUGAGCAAGUGCGAGAAGCAGCCUGCGCUCCCUACUCCCACUGCCUCUUCCUACAUGAGGGCUGGCCACUCUGUCUGAGGGAUGAAGUUGUGGUCCACUUGGCUCCCCUCAACCCUCUCUUAUUGCGCCAGGGUGACUUCUACCUCCAAGUGGAGCCCCAGGAGGAGCAGUCCGUCUGCAUCAUGAUCAAAUGCCUCUCCCUGGACCUCUGCACAGUGGAGAAGAAGCCUGUUCCUGAGCCAGCCUAUCCUAUACUUUUCACCCAAGAAUGGCUGGAGUCCAUCAACAGCGACUUUGAGGGAAGUCCCCUACACAACUGCUUGGUAGCAUCAGAAAAUGGGAUUGCCUCUGUGCCUUGGACCAAGAUAACCAGCCCAGAGUUUGUGGAUGACCACCCCCAAGUAGUGAAUGCCCUCUGCCCAGCCUGGGGGCCCCUUCCAUUAGAGGCACUGGAUUUGAGCAGCCCUCAAGAGUUGCACCAGGCCAGCUCUCCGGACAACCGGGUGCUUUUCACCCAGAGUUUGGCCAAGGGUAAGGGCAGGACAUAUGGGAGCAAGUAUCCAGGACUUAUCAAGGUGGAGCAAGCCCGGCGUGGGGAGAUGGCCUUCAGGAUGGGUGAGGUGGUCAGCCAGGACUUUGAGGGAGACUAUGUGGCUCUCCUAGGCUUUCCCCAAGAGAGCAGAGGAGAGUCUCCCAGUAGGGAGGUGGGCACAUCCAGUGGGUGUACUUCUGGGGCACUAGAGGAGAUAUCUGGAACUAAGGAAACUCCCUUAUCUCAAAAGAUACUGCCUCUCUCAGAGGCCAACGAAGGACCUUCCUUGGGAAAUCGGGCUUUCACGAAGCCAGAAAGCUCCGAGGAGGAGCCCUGCAAUUUGGGCUUGAGAAGAAAGGUCAAUCAUAAAGAACCCACCCACGACUCAGAAAGGCCGCCCCAAGGCUCCUACAUGAAUGUCCUUGAGGACCCACUGGACUGUGCCUCUGGCCUCAGGGCAGGUGUUUCACAAGAGCCAGCUGCCUCCAAGGUGCAGGGACCUCUAGGAAACCCAGAGAAUAUGGUGCAGCUCAGGCCUGGACCAAGACAAGCUUCCUCUCCCUGCCUGUUCCCAGCUUCUCCUGCAGCUCCAGCCUCUGAAAUAAAGAUGGAGGUGAAGACCAAACAGAGAAAUGGGAGACUUCCCAAGCCCAUGCCCUGCCCUAGCAGAAACACCUCCUCCCCUGAGUCCCCCACUCCUGGGCUCAAGUUCUCAUUCUUGAAAGGGCAGAGGCAACCCUCUGUGACUCCAGAGAAAGCCUCACUCCAGCACGAUGGGCCCUGGAAAGUCCUGUGUUCCCUCUACUCUCCUAAACCCAACCGAGCCAAAUCUUUGGGGAAAGCUGGAUCACCUCAGACCAAAACAUCUGGCCCAGCCACUGCCUCCAGCCCACUGCCUGAGGAAAAGGCUGCCUUCCCAGAAGCUUCUGCAGGCUCCCCAGAAAAAGGCCCCACCCUGGAGGAGAAGCCCCCAGGGCCUGAGCCCAGGAUUGGGGCUCUAGGUGUCAGGGUUUUCCGCUCCAGGAUAGCAUGCCUGCCAGGCCGCUGCCCUGCUUCUGGUGGGUCAACUACAGAGGGUGCCUGGGAGGCGCCUGCAGCAGCUUCAGAGGUCACCAAGCUACCCUCCUACCUGUGCACCAUCCUCAGGCCUGAAGAUAAAGCCAAGGGGCUGGUGGUCCUGAUCGAUGCCAGGAAACAGCCCCCCCAGCCUGGUCUGGUCAGUGCCCUGCAGGCCACCCAGGCUCAGGUCCCAGCCUCCAUCCGAGCUAUUCUCUUCCUGGGGGAGAAGGAGUCGGCUCUCCAGCUGCAGACAUUACCUGACAUCCAGGUGGAGGUGCUGACCUCACUGAAGGCCCUCAGCCACCAUGUGGACCCCAGCCAGCUGCCUGCAGCCCUGGAAGGCCGCUUCCCCUACUGCCACACCGAGUGGGUGCAAUUCUUCCAGAAGCUGGACCCUUUCCUUGCUGACCUCCAGCAGGCCUCUUCCCUGCUACGAGCUUCCAUCGAGGAAUUCGAGAAGGCCGACCCCCCUGGCGGGAUGCAGGAGGCCACCAGUUGCCUGAGCAAGUCCAAGGAGCUGAUGGAGGCUGUGCUGAGGGACCCGGGCCUACUGGGCCUCCAGCGGGAAGGUGGAGCCACCCUGGCCAGGCUGCAGCGUGAUGCCAGCAGGCUGGACUUCAGCCCUGAUGUCAGGAGCCAUCUGGCUGCAGCCACUGCCUUGUACAGCCUUGUGGACGAGCAGCUUCAUGUUCUGGUCACCGCAUCCAACAGCCUCCUGGGGAAGCUGGAGCUCCGUGUCCGCCUGGGCCGCCUGGAAGCUGCCAUUCACCAGGUCAGCGACUGGAUGGAGCAGGAAGGAAGUCGGUGGCUGCAAACGCUGACUCCCAAGGACGGAAGUUUGGAGACAGUGGAGAAAGCCCACGCAGAGUUUGAGAACUUCUUCCUCCAGGCUGCAGCCCAGUACCGCCGAGGCCUGGAGCUGUCCAAGCAGGCCGCUCAGCUGGGAGCUGCAGCCGGAGGGGCUGGGGAGGCAGAAGGAGCAGAGUUCCCAGAGCUGGCAGCCUUUGCCUCUACCCAGCGGGCCUUCCAGGCUAAGCUGACCCACUUUUACAUGGCGGCCGAGCGGCAACGCACGGACCUCGAGACCCUGCUCCACCUGCACCGCUUCUGCAAGAGGAUGACCUGGUUCCACAUGGACUGUCAGGACCUGAUGGCCCAGCUCAGGCUGGACAAGGCCUCAAGGGUCAGUCCUGGGGACCGGCGCCGCCUCCACCGCUACCUGCAGCGACUGGCAUCUGAGUUCCCUGCUGAGAAGCUCGCAGCCGUGGGGCUGCAGGUGGCCUCCCUGAGCCGGGCGGGCCUGGGCCAGGAGCUCUGGGAGGAGGCCCGGAUCAGGCAUGAGGAGAUCCGGAUGCUCCUGGAGAAGGCACUGACCUACUGCUCUUGCCCAGAGACUCCCACUGCUCACUCAGUGCGACCAGAACGAAGAGGGGCGGCGGCCAAGGGCCAGGGUCUGAGUGUAGAGGUCGCUUCUAAGGGGAGGUGGGACCAGCCCCCACUAGACUCACUGGGCAGGGACCGUUUGCCAAAGUCCUGUUGGCCUCCUGGGGCCCCCAGAGGGGAACAGAACAGAACUUUCCAGGCAGACUUUCCACCCCAGGAAGCUGGCCGGGCUGCAGAGGCUGAAGAUGGCAAAGGCGCCCACGAGCUCCCUGACUCUGCUCACGAGCAUUCGCUGGCCACCACCUUCUUCUGGCAGCAGCCCCCAAGGCAGAGCCAGGUCCCUCGCCCCACUGGGGGCAGCUUCUCCUCAGAGGGGACAGACUCGCAGACAUCCCUUGAGGACUCACCCCAGACGAGUCCCCUUGCCUCCCUCUAGCUGACAGCCCCCUUCAGUGGCACCAGCCUCCGGGAGCACUGGGACAGGGCCCAGCUGGAGGGGUAGCUGGGAGCUCUGGUCAGUCCCAGUGAGACGUCGCCAUGGAGCACUGGUUCUACAUUCUGCCUCUGCUGGGAUGGUGAGAACUGUCGACCCGCCUCUGGCUCCAGAAAACUUCUGGAAGACCCGCUCCUCACCCAUGCAGAGUAGCGAGAGUGGGCGUCAGAACCAGGGCGCAAAAAAGCGUGUGAUAGGCUCCAUCCCUCCAGGCUCUCACUGUGGAAAGAACUGUUGGCACAGACCCCUCCAGAGGUCUCCCUCGCAGGCAGGCAGACACCCACCUGUAGCUCAGGAACAUACACAGCUCUCCUCUCGGCCACGAAGUCCAGCGUUGCCCUCAUACAGAAUCUUUGGGGAGAUUCGGGAGUGGUUCCUUGUCUUGGAUUCCAGGAAAAUGUACCCUGAGAUGAGGAUUUAAGGAUCAGUGUGUUUGGUGCUGAUCCAGGAACCUCAGCUGGGGGAGUAGGAGUUGAGUCUGCAAAGGGAAUAAAGAGGACGUUGUCAAGCAAA